Molecule: messenger RNA, 1146 nt
Organism: Protopolystoma xenopodis
Lineage: Eukaryota; Metazoa; Platyhelminthes; Monogenea; Polystomatidea; Polystomatidae
Source: the annotation of a GenBank genome assembly
AGUAUUCAUCUGAUCGGCCUCCUCUCUUCUGAUCCACUCAGAUCGAAUGGCCACGAAAUGCUGUCAGCACAGAUACGUCAGUCUGCCUAUUUCCAGCAGUUGCCACCAUUGCCGCUUGCCUGUGUCCAACUGGACGGUGAAGUGGCCAGCAUGCCGAUCAUCUUUGAGGACAUCUACCUCGGCCUUCAGGAUAGCCUUGUCUCGCAAAUCGGCUCCGCUCGCCGACUGGCCUCGUACCGGGGCCGUGGGGAGGCCGAGUUGUGGAGGGUUGUCGAUGCUGGUCAGCCGGUGCCCCGGCUGCCGCCUCCAAGACCCCUUCAAGAGGGUCUCGCAGCCAGCGUCAGUCUUGGCUGUGCCGGUGCUGGCAGCGCUGAGCAUGACCUGAGCGGUGGAUCGUCAUGCACGGCCCAUCGGCGCCACGAGACGACGACUCGGUCGACGUGUCGAGAGAAUACGAUGACGGACAGCCUCGAGGGAGGCGAGCUUAGCAACGGGCACAUUGGACUCAGUUCAGAGCUUCAUGUUCCAAGAUUACGAGUCGACCAGCUGCCGACUGAGGCGCCUGCUUCGCUCCGAAAUCGGCCCGCGUCGGUCGCCUUGCCAGUCGGUGACGUCGGGUCGAAACCGUCUUUCGCCGGUGCCAGGUCGAGCAUUGCUGGUCUGCGCGGCCUGACAGGUCUGGACGACGAUUUGGCCAGCAGUCAGCCGUCCGAAUCGUUGUCAGCCUACGGCGACUACGAACUUUUGUCCGGUAGUCAGUUGCAACAGUCUACGCGUCGCCGACAACGAUCCAUCCAGACAGAGCUCCAGUCUCAACAAGGCAAUCGGCGGCAUGGGCAACGAUUCGUCACAACCGGCGUCUCCAGGCCGAUCAGACAGCAGAGGCGAGAAGACGGAGACGUUGAAGACGAAGCCGAGGGAGAAAGCGAGAAUUCCGGUGAUCGGUAUACAGGAUGCAUUGGCACCACGACAACAGGACACUGGUUGGCAGAUACGCAAAUGAGCCUGUUGGAUAGGCCAAGAAGACCGGGAGUCCGGCCGGCCUCGACGAUUGGAGGUGUAACUGAUCACACUUCAGCCUUUGGCAGAUUCCGUGAGGCAAGAAGAGUCUGCUCAAAGACUUCAGACUUCAGUAAGUUGUACUAA